Molecule: messenger RNA, 1771 nt
Organism: Rhizophagus irregularis DAOM 181602=DAOM 197198
Lineage: Eukaryota; Fungi; Glomeromycota; Glomeromycetes; Glomerales; Glomeraceae
Source: RefSeq, a predicted model, not a curated record
CUUUCUUUUUUUUGUCCAAACUUUCAUUUCAUUUUAUAUAUCAAAUAUUAUUUAAAUAACUAUUAUAUAAUUUUAUAUAAUAUUUAUAUAAUAUGAAUUAUACUAAACUUAAUACAAAAUAUAAAUUUAAAGCUCUUGUUUCAAAAGAUUUAAGAGAUGAAAUUGAAGAAAAGGGAGUAUGUUCUAAUUGUAAGAGUCCAAAUACUGGAGAAGACUGGUGUAAUAAAUGUGAUCCAGGACGUUUUUUAAGAGAAGGAAAAUCAAGUGGAGAUCCUGAAUUAGAUAAAUUAAUUUAUGAAUCACAACUUCAAACAAAUAAUUAUUAUCAUAAUUUAGAAUGGAUACCUUAUGAUAGGUUUCAAGAUAUUAAACCUAUUGGUAAAGGAGGCUAUGCUAUUGUUUAUUCAGCUACUUGGUUGGAUGGAGAACCUAAUGAACUCCAUAGAGAACGUACUGGUCCUAUUACAGUUGCACUUAAAAAAUUUAAGAGCUCAUUAAAUAUCAUGGAAGCUCUUACUAAUGAGGUUAAAAUACAUAAUGAAUGUAAUACUGGUAGCACUAGAUUAUACGGUAUAACAAGAGGUCCACGAUCAAAAGAACCUAUAAUGGUUUUAGCAUAUGCUAAACAUGGAAAUUUAAGAAAUUAUUUAAAAGAAAAAUUUUCUACUUUAAAAUGGGAACACAAAUUAAAUAUAUUAUCUUUUGUUACAUUAAAUCUUCAAGUUAUUCAUGGAUCAGGAUGUAUUCAUAAAGAUUUACAUAGUGGAAACAUACUCAUUGGUUUUAAUGAUCCAACGUUUAAUUUUGGCGAAUCUUUAAACUCUAAAUUGAGUAGUCUUGGUUUAAACCUUAAUGAUGAUGAAUUUCCUGACACAAAAAUUACUGAUUUUGGGCUUUCACAAUUCAUAAAUAAUUCUAAAACUUCAGAUUCUACAAAUGUAUGUGGAAUACUUCCUUAUGUAGCACCUGAGAUCUUGGAAGGAGAACCUUAUACAGAAGCAAGUGAUAUUUAUAGCUUAGGGAUUAUUAUGACAGAAUUAACUACAGGAAAACCGCCUUAUGGAACUGUACCUCAUAAUGAUGAUCUUACACUUGCAAUUUGCAGUGGUUUAAGACCAAGAGUUGCUAAAGGAACACCUAAACGUUAUAUUGAUUUAGUAAACCAGUGUCUUGAUGCAGAACCACAAGAAAGACCUUCUAGUAUUGAAUUAUAUAGAAUAUUUGAAAAUUGGAAAUUAAAAUUAGAAGAUAAAAAACCAUCAAAAAUCUUUGACGAAUUUUCUGAGGCAGAUAAAAUUAUCUUAGAAUCACCUGCUGAAAUAACAUUACAUGAUGGAGCAAUUUAUAUUAGUCGUAAUAUGAGAUUUCCUAAUAAUCUCCCUAAAUCAGUAAAUUCCCAAAGAGUUCAAUUUGAAGAUAAUAAUGUUUCGGAUUCUGAUUUAAUUAACCGCAUGCUUGUUAUUGCUAUUCAAGAACAGAGUCAAGGUAUUUUUUUAUUUGAAUGUUAUUAUGUUUAAUAAAAUAUAAUUAAAUUAACUAAAGCUUUUUUUUUAUUGUGUAAGAUGACGAUAUGAAAAUUGAAGUACUGAAAGAUUAAUAAUAACUAAACAUUGUGAAAUUAAUGUUAUUCUAACUUUUUUAUUUUAAUAUAAAUAAAAAUUGACACAUUUAGACAACAUAUUUUGAUACAUUAUUAAUUUACUAUUGUAUCACCUUUUAUCAAGUAUUACGAAGUUUUGUAUAUUUGUUAUUUAGUGAUUCAAUAGAACGA